This is a messenger RNA of Branchiostoma floridae (Florida lancelet), 3181 nucleotides long. RefSeq names its product L-threonine ammonia-lyase-like. Gene Ontology annotation, molecular function: threonine deaminase activity; L-serine ammonia-lyase activity. Bases 189 to 1544 code for a protein of 451 amino acids. Gene Ontology annotation, biological process: L-serine catabolic process; L-threonine catabolic process. The record is from RefSeq and is a predicted model, not a curated record. The transcript has 13 exons. Lineage: Eukaryota; Metazoa; Chordata; Leptocardii; Amphioxiformes; Branchiostomatidae.
CAAUCAGAGUUGACAAACCGGCGAUGCUAUUGCGUCAGAGAGGCCGAGCCCCCAGUUUUCACCUUGGGACCGGAGAGAUUUCCAAAACAACAACGUGAGGCACCGGAGUUUCCUGACGAUUUAAAACUUUCUAAACGCCACAGACUCGCUAGAUUUCGCAAGAAGGGGAAAUCAGAAAGAAUCUAAAGAUGCCUGGGGAAGAAGCCACCUCCCCAUCUGAAGGUGUGAUGGUGAACGGUCACCUGGAGAAGAGUAACAGCAUCCCUGCAGAGGAGGACUUGUUCGACCCCAUGUGCGACCCCGACAAUCCCAUCGUUGUGAAGUUCCAGGAUGUCAGCGCAGCUGCGUACAAAAUCAGAAACGGCAUUGAGAGAACGCCGUGCACUAAAUCAGUACAGCUGUCAGCACUAACAGGAAUCGACCUGCACUUCAAAAAGGAGUUCCUACAGCAGACAGGAAGCUUCAAAGAAAGAGGGGCACGGUACACCCUCAUGGCUCUUACAAAGGAACAGAAACAGAUAGGUGUUGUAGCAGCGUCCGCAGGAAACCACGCCCUAGCCUUGUCUUACCAUGGCAACCAACUUGGCAUCCCCGUUACCGUAGUGAUGCCCAUCAUCGCACCCCUGAUGAAGGUCAACCUGUGUCGACAGUACGGCGGGAACGUUAUCGUGAAGGGAGCAGAUAUCGGAGUGUCCAGGGCUCACGCUCUGAAGAUUGCAAAGGACUCAGGGAUGGUUUACAUCAACGGCUACGAUCACCCCCACAUCCUGGCAGGCCAGGGUACCAUGGGGCUGGAGAUCGUGGAGCAGGUGUCCGACAUUGACGCAGUGGUCAUCCCCAUCGGGGGAGGGGGUCUGAUUGCUGGAUCAGCCCUGGCUAUCAAGAGUCUAUACCCCAGUGUUAAAGUUAUUGGAGUAGAGUCGGAGAGAUGUGCUGGCUUCACAGAGUCUAUGAAGGCUGGGAAGGUCGUCACUGUAGGAGCACAGUCUACACUGGCUGAUGGUCUUGCUGUUCCCACAGUCGGGGUUAACGCUUUUGCCACAGCCAGAAACUACAUUGACCAAAUGGUCACAGUGGGGGAGGAGUUUAUUGCCCUGGCAAUCCUGAGGCUGGUGGAGAUGGAGAAGGCCGUGGUGGAGGGCGCGGGCGCCACGGGGCUGGCCGCUGUGCUGGCAGGACUGCUGCCCGAACUCAAGGGGAAAAGGGUGGUGAUUCCACUGUGUGGAGGCAACAUUGACACCACAGUUCUGGGGCGCUGCAUCGAGAGGGGGCUGGCGGCGGACGGAAGACUCUGUAGAUUUGUCGUAACCGUUAGCGACAGACCGGGUGGAAUUGCCGAGCUGUGCAAGAUCAUCGCAAAGUUAGGAGUCAGCCUUAAAGACAUCUUCCACGAGCGAGCGUGGCUCACAUCUGACAUCUUCAGUGUACAGGUCAAGUGCAUUGUGGAGACACGAGACUUUGAUCACGCCGAGGAACUGAGGACAACACUGAUGAAUAGAUACCAGCGUGUGGACUGGGGACCCCACAGCGCCACCUUUCGUUAAGCAGCAGUAUUGCAGAAUAUUGGGUAAAGUGUGUGGUGGAGACACGUGACAAAGAACAUGCAGAGCAACUUCAGACAGAACUACGAAGUCGCUAUGGUAACGUCACCUGGGGCCCCGACUUUUACCACCACUCCCCCGCACAACCACCGCAGGUGUCAUCUUCAACUGACUGGACUGACUGUCAGGAUCAAGACCCUUGAUGCUAAGACAUGGUUGUGUCUAAAUAUUGUACUUAUGUACUGAUUUUCUUUAACCAUGCCAACAGCAAGAGGGGAAUGAUGCAUUUUCUUAAAGACUUGUUUAAGUGCCCUUAGCAAAAAGCAAAAAAAAAAUAAUUGCACCAAUAGCACAUUCCAAAAAUGCCAUUUAGUAGGAGCAAAAUAUGACAGAGCAUUGCCUUCUACAUUUGAAUGUUUCCGAGAGCAUCAGGUUUUGAAUACAUUUUGUUCAAAAAUACCUUGUCCCAACUCUGACUAUUCCGGCUUUUACGUCUAAGGUAUGUCUAAGGUGUAUCAGCUUUGAUGAUGACAUAUGAUGAGAUAUCCUCAGUUUACAACGUAAGAAAUGAUACAUUUUUAUGUACAUUUUUUCUGAGUGUUUUUGGUCUUCUUUGCAUGUUCUUUCAUGCUUUCAGUAUUAGCUUGCACACCAAUCCCCAUUGUGUUAUUAUGAAAUUGCAAACAAGCAGAAUUUUCUUUUCAACUAAUUAAGUUUCCUUCAAUUAAUAUGUUUUGGUCCCUAAUUUUAUUCUACAAUGGAUUGUAAAUGGUCGGAAUGUCAUUUUUGUGUAUUUUCUAUGCAUAGAUGUUGUGUAGUAUUUUGUGUUUUGGUUUUAAGUUAAAUCUAGAUGAUAUUCAUCUAGUGCAUCAAUGUCUGGUUGUAAGAUUUUUUUUCUUGUUUUGAAGACAACUGAAUACUUUGAUCAAGUAUCAUGAAAUAGCAAGUCUUGGCACACAUUGAUAAUAAUAACAGUGAAAAUGAGCCACCUGGAUUUUGUAGUUACAUGUAUUUGUACACAUUGAACUAUCUGUCAUUUUCAGGAUUUUGAAGCAAAAUUUUAACUAUCCAACAAUGUAUCAAUUGUUGAGUAUGAAGGAAUGUGGUAUUCACUCACGCACAUGUACCUAGUAGUCCUUAAUAAGUAUUUGCUUAGGCGGUAGGGCCAGUGGCCAUUAGACAAGCAAAAUGUGAAAAUCAAAUAUCCAAUAUGUAAAUUUCUACAUGGUAACAAAUCAUAACAGAUCAGGAAAAAUAGAAAUAUGCUUGUAUUAGGUUGUCAUUCAACAACAUCAGUGUAUCUGACCAAAGUGGGCAAAAGAGUUCUGUGUGUAUUCUAGAUAUGUCUCAGGUCAUAAAAGCCAUUAUUGUUGUUUCUGGUUUAAGAAAACUACAAAAUGGUGUCCUUAAAAGUAUGCUAUCAGGCAGUCAUACCAUAUAACAUAUAGUGCAGAUAUUUAACAUCUAUUUUUGGAAGUGAAAUAACAUGGUGUCAGGAGGAUGUAAAUUAUUAUGUGUAUCUUGUGUAUACAUGACAUGACAUGUAAGAGCUUUUAUAGUUUCUUCACUGACAUCAAUGUUGCAUGUGCUGCAAAAGUGUACUAGGGCAUUGCAGAACAAUAAACGUACUUUGGGAACGA